UAUUGGUUUAUCUCAACCCCACCGAGUACAAGCACAUUGAUGCUCUAUCUAUAAGCAUCGGUACGCAGCCACCUUCAUCUCCAUCCAUAAACAUUGACUCAACAAGCCAGUCUGUCCAAAAACUAAACCUUAUGGAUUGCAGGGUCUUACAACUUGUGAUUCAGUCAGCGCAUGGAUUGAGAUAUGUCAAUCAUGUGACAAAAAUGAAGCCUUACGCGCUUGUUUCCAUUCGCGACAACCAAAAUAACCUCCAUUCCUCAGAGGAAAAAACACCGGAGGACACAGGAGGUGGUUCAAACCCCACAUGGAACUCCCCAGUUACGUUCAAACUCGACAUCACCAAGGCCAAGGAAAGCAGCCUUGAACUUGUUGUUAAGCUCAUGUCACUCCGGACGGAUCACUGGUUUAGGGACAAAGAAAUCGGUGAAGUCCGUGUGUUCAUCACAAAAUUGCUGGAAGGUUUUGGUGGUGAAGCUAAAGCUGAUGCAGUAGUAGCUGAAAAACAGAUGAGUGCCAGUGUUAUGACCACAGAUGAAAAGCCCGAAGGAACACUAGUCUUUUCUUACAAGUUUGAGAGCGUGACCACUGUCCAGAAACCAGCAGGGCAGAGGCAGAUCAAUUCUCCAACUGCGCCGCAAAGUGUGGAGCAGGACACCGAACAACCUGCUGGGUGGAUGGAUUCGUUGAUCUCCGAUACGGUGAAAGGGAUUGUGGGAACUGCGUUGAACAAUAUUGGAUUGACAAGUGUGGUUGCCUCUGAUGCUGCUGCCCCGCCUCCGCCUGCUAUUCAAACCCAAGUUGCUGCUGCUGUUGAUCAGUGUGGUGCUGAUGAUCCGUCUGAAAAUAAUAAUGAAGGGAUUGCGGGAACUGCGUUGAGCACAACCGGAUUGACAAGUGUGGUUGCCUCUGAUGCUGCUGCAGCCCCGCCUUCGCCUGCUAUUCAAACCCAAGUUGCUGCUGCUGUUGAUCAGUGUGGUGCUGAUGACCCGUCUGGGGAUAAUAAUGAAGGGAUUGCGGGAACUGCGUUGAACACUACCGGAUUAACAAGUGUGGUUGCCUCUGAUGCUGCGGCCCCGCCUCCGUCUGCUAUUCAAACCCAUGUUGCUGCUGCUGCUGAUCAGUGUGGUGCUGAUGACCCGUCUGCGGAUAAUAAUUAUGAAGAUGAAGAUGAUGGUUAUGACGAUGAAGAUUGUGAAGAUGAAGAAUGAACCUAGAUAUAUAUGGUCAUGGAAGUAGUAUAUAAGGAUCUCAAGGCUGGUUGUAUUAUAUCUAGGUAUGCAUAUAAUAAUAAUGCAAGUCCAUCUCGAAUUGGCUAUAUGUACUGGUUUCUGCUGUUUCUGUGUGAAUCUUUGUCUAGUCUUUCUUAGAAUGUCAAGCUAAAACUGUGAAUCAUCUUAAUGUUCUACUUCUACCAUGUGUAUCAGUACUGUUUCUAUUAUGGGGAUGAUAAAUAGUAGUUGUUGUGCUUA
This is a messenger RNA of Quercus robur (English oak), 1469 nucleotides long. RefSeq lists its product as uncharacterized. Gene Ontology annotation, biological process: defense response. NCBI's taxonomy places the organism in Eukaryota, Viridiplantae, Streptophyta, Magnoliopsida, Fagales, Fagaceae. The transcript is spliced from 2 exons. The coding region runs from base 132 to 1208 and encodes 358 amino acids. The record is from RefSeq and is a predicted model, not a curated record.